Molecule: messenger RNA, 885 nt
Organism: Alternaria burnsii
Lineage: Eukaryota; Fungi; Ascomycota; Dothideomycetes; Pleosporales; Pleosporaceae
Exons: 3
Coding region: 1-885 (294 amino acids)
Biological process (GO): regulation of transcription by RNA polymerase II
Cellular component (GO): core mediator complex; mediator complex
Molecular function (GO): transcription coregulator activity
Source: RefSeq, a predicted model, not a curated record
AUGGACGAGAUCCUCAACGAACAGUUUGAGCGCGUCGAAAAGGCCCUGACCACGCUGGUCGACUCAAUCGCCGCCUAUAACCCAGCCACGCAAGCUGCAGUCGACUUGGUAGCUGCCGACGACGAGCUCAGUGAAGGACUGGAUCAACUUGCCAAACACCAGGCAAACCAUGUGCGCAUCCAACAUUUGCGCGCAGAAGCCGACGCUCUCGAAGAACAGCUCAAAACGUCCGUCAAAAAGCUCGCCGAACUGCGCCACGAGCUGUUUGACACGUCUGUGACGACAUUCCCAGAAGAUUCACGCGCCGUCCCGUUCGACGAGCUCUUACAGUAUGCGACCAACAUCUCGAGAUACACAGUCCCGCCGACGUACCGUGAGCGCAUUCCUACAGCAGACAAAGAAAAGGAGGACGAAGACGUCGGCUCGAGUGGAGCUCCUACCAAUGGCCUCAACACGCCUGCUCUCCCACCAGAGACUGUAGAAACGGCGACUGAAGCUGUACAAGGGCAGAAGGAAGGCGAAGAUGCUGCUGGUCCUGCACUCGAAAUCACGCCAGAAGAAGAAGAAUGGCUGAAGAAGCUCAAAGCUAGCAACCUGGCUUGGUAUCCGUGGCCCAGCAACGAAAAGAUCCGCGCAGGCGCUCUCUUCAGUCUCCAGUACUGGCGCGAGAAGGGCAAAAACUUGGACGAAUUCAACAUACCUGCACAUCUCAAAGCAGACAGGGACAAAGUACUACAGGAGCAGCAACAGCAGGAUGGGGCUGCACAAGAGGUGGCUACAGAUUCUCCAGGCAAAUUAGUACCCCAACAGCUUCCUUCUGAAAACACACACCGUCCUAAGCCACUCGGGGUCUUUGCAGGCUUUGAUGACGAUGACGAUGACUGA